GUGUGUGCACAUUGGGACCCCGUGUGGUGAUAUUUACCAUCCGGUGCCCACCUUUCUCUUGCUUGUUUUUCCUUUCUUUCUAACUGAGAUGUUGCAAUGUUCCGUGCUGUCUUACAAAACGUGGAUUUGUGUUGGGUGAUUUUUUUCUACUUAGUUUUUACAUCUGGUUGUAGAUCAGCCAAUGCAGACAGCUGUCAUGAGGUGAAGAGAGCAUACAUGAUGCGCCAAAUAGGCCAGGUGGAACUGGUGCCAGACAGCCCCCAAACAGAUAACUCUCUCCGAGUGUGUGUCCACUCUGGGCCGGGGUGCUGCACCAGUAAGAUGGAGGACAGUUACAUGGCUGCUGUUCGCAGCGAGACUCAGCAGAAGAUUCGAUCCUACAGCUUCGAGCUCAAGUACCUGAUUGCUGGACACAGCAAAGCCUACCAAGACACCUUUGAUUCGCUCGUGUCCUUUACGUCUAAUUUGACAAGCACCUUGCUUGAUAGCGCCUAUUCCAGCCUCGCAUCGGACUGUCGGCCCCAUGUGCUUCAGCUUUUCAAUGACAUUAAUCGCCAUCUUUCGGGGGAUCCUAAUUCCUUACUGGAAAAUGCAGUUAGGAGUUUCUUCAAUGAUCUCUUCCCACUGGUCUACCGCCGACUUCUCAACCCUGGUAUUGGCCACACGUCACCCCAGUCUUUUUCGUCUUCCUCCUCAUCCAGUCACGAAGACUGCCUGCGGAUGACACGGCAGGACGUCAGUCCAUUUGGCCCCCAUCCUCAACUGCUGGUCUCCAGCCUUUCUCAUGCGCUUGGAGUAGGCCGAACACUGAGUCAAUUGCUAAGAUUGGCUGGGGAUGUCAUGGAUGCAACGGAAAAGGCACCAUUAUCCAGAGAAUGUGGGCGGGGCUUAGUGAGGAUGCAGUAUUGCUCCCAUUGCAGGGGUCUGACGUUGAUCAGGCCCUGUACUGGACUCUGUGUUAAUGUUAUGAGAGGAUGCCUGGUUGGGAUAUCAGAGCUUGCUGCACCCUGGAGAAGUUUGGUCAUAUUGCUCCAACGGUUAGCUGCUACUUUAGCAACCAGCAGCAACCACAACAGCAUGGAGCUAGCGUUGUUAGCGGUCCGGAACCAUGUGAAUGAUGCCAUCCUGCACGCCCAGCUGCAUGGUCCACGCAUCACCGCUAUUGUAGAGAAGGUGUGUGGGCCACAGGUAGCUGAUCCCAUGAUGAUAAGUGGGUAUCCGAACUCCUCACAUGAUACAACACCUACUGCCCGGCUCACACAAAGAACCUCAAAGAGGGUGUCCAUGACUUCUCUCUCAAUGGGCUCUGGUGCUUAUCCAAGUCUUCAGCUACAGUCUCAAAGGUCAUUCCCUCUCAAAGGAUCAAGAGGUGACAAGAGCCGUAGUCUUAAGAAAUUAUCAAGGGAGUUUGAGGGCUCUAUCCAGCGAUAUCAGUUGUUUUUCUCAGAGCUACCUGAGAUGCUUUGUGAAAGUGAGAUGGAGGUUGAGCAGCACACGUGUUGGAGUGGUCAAGAUGUUGUAGAGAGUUAUGCAGGUCGUGUGGUUGGCAGCACUUUAAAAGCCCAGAGGGACAACCCAGAAAUGACUGUCCGUAAUCUGAAUCCUGUCCUAAGGGCGGCCAAACAACGAUUGGAGCACUUAACACAGGAACUUUUAGUGGAGCUUGGCUGGGCACACAAAGCCAUAGGAAAGGAUGAGGAAGAGGACGGAGGGAGUGCAGAAACAGACACAGGCAGUGGAAACGAUUGUGACGAUGAAGACGGCUGCGAAGCAUCUGGUGAGGUGAAAGGUAUUGACACCGAUGAUUUAUCCAGUGGUCACAGUCCAGUGAUGAAGGACAGAGCGCCUCUUCGUCCUCCUCAUCACCGCAUUCCUCCUCAUCUCAACUCUCCCCCACUGGUGCCUGUUACCGGUUCAGCCAGCAUGCUAACUGUUGAACUACUACAUUUGAGCCUGGUGACUGUCCCGUUGCUGCUGUCACCAUGGUAACCCCGUUGACAUCUGAGUGACAGCUUCAGGGACUGAGAAACAGCCACUUUCUAUGUGUGGUUGUUUAGUGUUUAAAAUAACUUUGAGCACAGUUCGGCCACUCACUGUUACUUUGUGGACAACAACGAUGAUUGAUGAUGAUGAUGGAAGAUGGACGACUGAGUGAGCGUGAGCAUUUUAUAUUACCUGCACUGACCUCAUGUGUGCUCACUUGUAUUUAACUUUCAUAGCAUAGAUGGCACAGCACUACUUUUUUUCAAGAGGUGUAAAUACAAAUCUAUAUAUUAUAUAUUUAUAUAAAGAAUUUAUGUAGAUGGAUUUUUGUAUAAAUAGUGCUUAAUAUAGAAGACAGCAGACUGAUUUGUAGAUAUUAAUUGCAUUUUUUUUAUCAUCCACUGACAAGACAGCUAUAGUUAGUAGUCAUAGUAGCAUAGUCACUAUUAACACGACAGUGAUGAUUGAUUAAUUAAUGCAAAAGAAGACAGAGACCCAGACAUUGCUACGAAAAGGUGUGGAACAUGUUUUCAAAAUAGGGAAAACCGCCAUUCACAGUGCUUUUAUACUUGUACUUAUGUCAAAUAAUUUAAGCAUAAGUCUGUCCACGCAAUUCCAACUACCAUUUUCUUUACAAGCAUGAUAAAUGCUUGUAUGCUUCUAAAAUGUGGGAUGCAUACGCCUUUUACUUAAAUUAACGCACAAAAUUGUACCUCCUCCAACAAAUGGCUUAUUAGUAGUGAAGUCUCUCAGUUGUCUCUCAGAAGAAGUUUUACUUUUCUUGUCAUAGAACUCAAUGACUAUUUUCUUCUCAGUUUUAUAUGAACCUACUGUACUUUAUAUCGGGAUGACAACACAACAUCCCUCUUCAUCAAAACGUUAAACAUAUGCAUACUGAAGAAUAACAUGCACUCCGUAGAAGAAAGGACAUUAAAUAAUUAGGACAGGUAGCUAUUCAGGGUAAAACACAGCCAUCUGUCUGACAAAUUUGUCUGCAUUACAGUCAUGUUUUCUUUUAUUUCAAUGGCUGGCUGGUUUCCAAAAUGAAUUAAUAAAACACCAGGGAGAGGUAUUUGUCAGACUCAGCCAACAUAAAAAGGCUUUUCCUCAAAUUUGGUGAACUUUAUCAGCUUGUCCUAGUUUUCCAGAAUACAAUGGAGCAUAAUUGAAGUCACACUGAAUCUAUAUAUGGUAAUAUAAAUUGAAUGUAAUUCACAUUAAUUAGGAUUAUUCCAGCCUUCUGGGUCUUUGUUGCGUUCCCAAACUGUGCACAGCACAAGUGGAAUGCUGAUGAAUAUAUUCAAAAGACUUGCAAGUUAACCAACAGAAGGACACUUUGCAUAUCUGUCAGUGGGUGACUGACUUUCUUCUUAAAGGUAUCACACUGUUCUGCAUGUAUUAUCGUACUGGGAGUACUAACAUGACUAUCAAUGAUUUACCAGAGAUGCAUGUAGAAUCAUUUCUGCUCCUGAAAGUCAACCUGCCAAUACUAUCAAAAAUAAUAAAUGUCUGGCUCUGAAUUAAUUAGCCCACAUUUCAUUUGAUGUUCACAAAUUAGGUGAUUGAAACUGUUUGCCCAUAUUAUAUUUCAUGUUCAAGCCACACAUCUUUUAACAGGUGACUCCAUGACUAAAAUACCAUUACCAUUAUCAUAAAAUACCUGGACACAACACAGCAUGUUAAAUUCAACUUAAAUUGAUUUGUUUGUUUGAUUGAUGGAGGCACAGUGAACAACUGGUUAGCACAUCUGCCUCACAUUUCUGAGGACCGGGGUUCGGAUCCCGGCCUCGUCUGUGUGGAGUUUGCAUGUUCUCCCCGUGCCUG
Molecule: messenger RNA, 3807 nt
Organism: Phycodurus eques (leafy seadragon)
Lineage: Eukaryota; Metazoa; Chordata; Actinopteri; Syngnathiformes; Syngnathidae
Product: glypican-5-like
Exons: 11
Coding region: 97-1989 (630 amino acids)
Biological process (GO): cell migration; positive regulation of canonical Wnt signaling pathway; regulation of protein localization to membrane
Cellular component (GO): extracellular region; plasma membrane; cell surface
Source: RefSeq, a predicted model, not a curated record